Messenger RNA from Cylindrotheca closterium, 1287 nucleotides. The record is from the annotation of a GenBank genome assembly. NCBI's taxonomy places the organism in Eukaryota, Bacillariophyta, Bacillariophyceae, Bacillariales, Bacillariaceae.
AUGAGCUCAUCUACGCCUGAUACAAAGUCUCCUGCAAGGGGCAACUUGACUAGUAUCAGUGAGGUAGAAUCAAUUGACAGCAAUUCCCAGGAAGAAGGAAAGAAACGACUGGAUGCCCGUCAAUACAGCGUUAAUAAUUACUUCGAUCACGAUUCAUUGAACACCUCCAAAAAGCCUCCCUCCUGGUUGGAGUCUUCGUUCGUUCAUUUGUCGGCACCCCGUGACUUAUCCACGCGGUCCAAUGGCUCGGUGUAUCAUUCGAAACAUGGGUUCCAAGAAGAGCACCUCCACCUACUUGAGUUGCUCGAGGCGUCGAAGCCCAAUUCCAACGUUUCAAUAAGUUCGGAUAGUAUCGACCGCGUUGCGACAGCGCUGGAAAAAGAUACACAGCGCCUAUACGGAGAAUGUCAAGCCUAUGAAGAAGCUGUGUUCAAAGCGAAGCAACGAAUCAAGACGUUUAACGCUGUCUCAAAGGUUGGUUUGGAAACUACCACCAAAGCUUAUGAAAGCGAAAUUGAUUUGUUGCAACAAGAGAUAGAAGCACGGCAGGCUGAAUUAGAGCACCUGAACUCAUUAUACAAGGAUCAGAUGAAUAUCGCAACCCAGCUGGAAACAUAUGAAGAACAGUAUCAUGCGAAAAAAAAUGCGCUGGAGCUAAAGUCAAAAGCAUUCGAUGCGGUGCUGGAUCAAACGUCGAACGAACUGUCCCAAGUUCAGAGUGAGGUGGAUAGAUUGGCCUCCGUCCAGCUUCCUCAGGCACUCUUUGACUUGCAGGUCGAUCAAAGAGGACUACGCUAUCCUCUUAUCAACCAAUUGCGGCUGGCUUACCGCCCAAAAGGCGAUGUACCAACAAAGGAAAUUGAGGUGGCUUGGUCUCAAGCGACACAACUUCUACUUGUUCUCGGGACCCUCUUGAACUAUCCAUCAUCGGAUUGGAAGGUUGUACCUCUUGCGGAUUGUGCCAAGCUAAUUUAUCGCAAGGAAAUCUACAAUAUGCUACCUGGCGAUUGUCGAAGCCUCAUUGCAUGGAAUGCUUUACUGGACCAGGUCUUGAAACAUGCUUCUAGGCUCAGCAAAUUUCAGAUUCAUGGGCUUUCCCCAACACCCCCCUUUCCAUCUUCGGCAACUGCUAUUGGGAAAAUUGACCUGACUUCAUUGAAUCAGUUAGAUCAUGCCGGAUGGUCUCACGCAAUCCAUCGAAUGGCUUCCAAUCUGUCGUGGUUGUCAAAACUAUGCUCCACUCAGGUGGCAGAACAAGUUGCUGUCCUUGCACACAGCGUUGCCUAA